Molecule: messenger RNA, 1122 nt
Organism: Phycodurus eques (leafy seadragon)
Lineage: Eukaryota; Metazoa; Chordata; Actinopteri; Syngnathiformes; Syngnathidae
Product: transmembrane protein 26
Exons: 4
Coding region: 1-1002 (333 amino acids)
Source: RefSeq, a predicted model, not a curated record
AUGUGCCUUCUAUUGAACAUCUGCCUGGCUCUCCUGAGCCGCGUCCUGUUUGCGGUCCACGGCAUAGUGACAGUGUGGCGGGUGGUGGUCGUUAAAGGACCAAUGUACUGGUUUCUCCUGUUAGGCAUCACUCUACUAGCUAUUGAGCUCGCCAUCACCCUGAAGUGCACCCGAAAUGCAGAGUGGAAAUGGUUCUCCCCGAUGGUUUUCCUCUACCUCUGCACUGUCGUCCCCUCUAUUUGGGUCCUGGAGCUGAGCCUGUUGGAAGAGAAUAUCAAUUUGAAUUUAACAGAGAUUAACUAUAAGUUGUUGAAAAAGAUCCCAAUAUCUGUGAAGUUACUGUAUAUCAAUCCAGAGGACUGGGUGACUGGUAUAGAGCAAACCAUGCUCAUCGUGUUGGUGAUCGGGCGCUGGCUAAUGCCAAUGGGCUACUUGUCCCGUGACCAGCUCUCCCAGCUCCUCAUGGUCUACGUGGGACUGGGCGCUGAUAUCCUUGAUAUCUUUGAUACCUUCAGGCAAAAGGAGAUCAAGGAAAACAAAAAAGUGGUCCUUGUUGGCUUAGCUCUCUUCUCGUGGGCACUCAUGCAGUUCCCUUUGAUGCUCACUCAUAAGGGCGGGGAUGCCCGGAGGACCCGGGGCCGCUUCGCCAGUGGCCGUAUUGUCCAGAACGUGAGGACGUGGUGCCCAAGUGAGGUGUGGAUCUUGCUUCUGACGGUUGGACUCCAAGAUGGCCCCUUCAUGUGCUACCGCCUUUAUCUCAUGAUACGCGAAAAAGUGCUCAACCAGCUGAUGAUCUUCUUCACUUGCAAGAACAUCCUAGUCGUCCUCAUAGAGUUCUACCGGAUAUUUGUGGUGAAGUGGGAGCAUCACAAGAAUGAAUUCGGAGAUUUUCCCGCUGGGGUGAAAUGCUGUAAGUGGUGCUGCGGGAAGGAGCAGGAGGAACUACAGCUAGCACACAUUGAAUUGACAACUUCAGGGCAGGAUUGCGAGACGCAACCCUGACACAGAGAGGUCAGAGAAGGGACCCACUGUUAAACGCAACACUAACACCUAAACCCACCUUAAACGCUUCAUUGAGAGUUUUUAUUGCAUUUCUGAGAUUAGGAAAACACUGAAACAAGA